CCCCGGCGGCCGGUCGGCGCAUGCGCGGUGGGGCGACCCGGAGCCGGGAGGGCGGCAGCGCGCGGUGAGGCGGGGGGCAGCGCGCGCCGCCCGGGGCUCCCUCACAGGGGCCGCAGGGUCCCGUCCCCCCCCCCCGGUGUCCCCCUUCCCUCUCCCCCGGUGCGCCCCGCCGCAUUGCGGGCACCGGCCCCCGCCCCUGCCCCGCUGUCACCGCCGGGCCGCCCGGCCGGCCCCUCAGGGGCUCUGUCCGUGGUGCCUACGGCGGCCCACGGGGCCCCCCGCACGCCGCGCCCCCCCGCGAUCACCUCACACCAUCCGGUGCCAUGAGCUUCUUCGGGUUCGGGCAGAGCGCGGAGCUGGAGCUGGUGCUGAGCGACGCCGAGAGCCGGCGGCGGGUGGAGCACAAAACAGAGGAAGGCAAAAAGGAGAAAUACUUCCUUUUCUACGACGGGGAGACCGUCUCCGGGAGGGUUGUCCUCACCCUCAAGCACCCCAACAAGCGGCUGGAGCACCAAGGGAUCAAAGUGGAGUUCAUCGGGCAGAUCGAACUCUACUAUGACCGAGGAAACCACCAUGAGUUUGUGUCUCUGGUGAAAGACCUGGCCCGUCCCGGUGAAUUCACUCAAUCGCAGACAUUUGACUUUGAAUUCACACACGUGGAAAAACCUUACGAGUCCUACACGGGGCAGAAUGUGAAGUUACGGUAUUUCCUCCGAGCGACUGUCAGCCGCAGACUGAACGAUGUGGUGAAGGAGAUGGACAUAGUUGUGCACACCCUGAGCACCUACCCAGAGCUCAACUCCUCCAUUAAGAUGGAGGUGGGGAUUGAGGAUUGCCUGCACAUUGAGUUUGAGUAUAACAAGUCCAAGUACCAUUUAAAAGAUGUGAUUGUCGGAAAGAUCUACUUCCUGCUGGUGCGAAUCAAGAUCAAACACAUGGAGAUAGAUAUCAUCAAGAGAGAAACAACAGGGACCGGACCCAAUGUAUAUCAUGAGAAUGACACAAUAGCUAAAUACGAGAUCAUGGAUGGGGCACCUGUGAGAGGGGAGUCCAUUCCCAUCAGGCUCUUCCUGGCUGGCUACGAGCUGACUCCAACAAUGAGGGAUAUCAACAAGAAGUUCUCGGUGCGUUAUUACCUCAAUCUGGUGCUGAUCGAUGAGGAGGAGAGACGCUACUUUAAACAACAGGAGGUGGUGCUUUGGCGGAAAGGAGACAUAGUGAGGAAGAGCAUGUCCCACCAAGCAGCCAUCGCCUCCCAGCGGUUUGAGGGGACAUCCUCGCACACGGAGGCCAAGACCCCCAGCCAGCCCGCAGAGAACAACGGCCGGCAGUGAGGGGCCGCGCAGAGGAAGGCUGCUGUGGAGCCGGUGGGGACAGCAGCGAGGAGGAAGAAAAAAACACUUCAGAGACUUCAUGAAAAUAAAUAUCCGUUUUUGACUUAAUUCCUUUCUUCAAAGGACACGUAGGAUGGGAAGGGGACGGGAGGGCAAGGCAAGCUGGAGCGCUGGUGGUGCGAAAUCGAAGGUACCUCAGUGCUUCCCAGUCAACUACAUUCCUCUGGGGUCGGCUGCUUUGAGGCGCGCGUCCAGAGGCUGCGGAGCUGCUCGAUCCCCUCUUUGCCCCAAGACCCUUUCAGCAUGGCAGCGGGGAGGGAGAGAGCAAGUGAAGGACAGAUCUGCUGCUUCUUCCCAGCGGUGUGGAGGUUGCUUUGGGGCUGUGUAGGAUGGAUAUUUUUCUUGCCUUUCUGAAAUCUUCACGAGGGAAAGUGAUACAGUGAUUAGCUGGGAGGUAGAGGAGGGAGUCAGAGACUGAGGUGCGGCCUACUUGAAAUUGCUUGGCAUUAUCCCCGCGCUGCCUCCCCUUCCUCUCCAUGCUGGCGUUGGAUUCCUUGUCACAGUUAUAAAAGGUAGCUGAGUCAGCCCUGGGACAGCCCUGGGACACGGCAGGCGUGCCGCUGUGUCCUCACUGCGGGGCUCCUGACUGCCGUGUCGUGUCAAGGGGGACCUGUGGCUGGUAGGGAGUGAGGCGAACGCAGCAGGAGGUGGCACAGGUUGGGCAGAGCGGUGAAGGUCCCAGUGCUGCUGGGUGGGCAAGAAUCGGGGGCAGGGAGGCUCCUGGCUGACAGGAGUGCCUUCCUGGUCUUGUCACGGCAGCUGCCCGAGCGCCUCUGAAAUUGUCUUUCUGGUUGCUACACUCAUACAGUCCCAGUUGCUGCUGCAGAGCAGGGGCAGAUCAGCAUUGAGAGGCCUAGAGAAUAGUUUUGGAAUGUGAGAAAUAAAUGGGGGCUCUCUUGGGAGCAGGCUUGCGCUGCACAUGCUGCCCCGCUCGUGCCUGCGUCCUUGUGACAGAGCGGGCUUUGCAGGAGGGACAGACGGCAGUUUAGAAACACGUGUGUUUUGUUUGGUUUGCUCCCUUGUGCCUGCGGGGUGAGGAUUAGCGAGGACGGAAAGUGGAUGCAGUUGUUUUAAGAAGCUUAUGGCCUGUGCGUGCUGCUAGAUGAAGCCAAGCAGCAACUGGAAGGAUGGUAGAGCGCUCUGAUUCCAGAGAUGCGUUUCUGAGGCCUGAGCUGAAAUCACCAGUGAGGUCUGAGGGUAUGCCAUGAACUGAGAACCUGAACGGGGUUUUUUUCUUUUCUACAAUGAGCUUCUUUUAGUCUUCAGCUAAGUAGAAUCACGAGAACAUUCCCAGAAGGGAAUCACUCCUCCAUUAAAACUUAGAUGUGGCUUUGUAGAUGUGAUUAACCGAGUCUGGAGAAUAUCCAUCCUGUUUAGAUGCCCUUCAAGGAAGCAGGUGGUUAGACCUCCCACCAGGUGGAGAGACAAGCCUGUGCUAAGUGCUGGGAUAUGAGCACUAGCAAGUGGGAUAUGUUUGGAUCUCCCUGUGAGUUUUGUGGCUCGCUAGGGUCUUGUCCAGCUUCCUUUUGACUCUGGAAUGAACCUCCUCUGCCUCUGUCCUACAGCUGAAUGUAGAACAGUUGUCUCGCAGCUGGGAAAUGGAAUUCUCUUCUGCUCUGUUUAGUGGAACAGCACUGGUGGGGGAACGGGGCCUGGGUGGGAAGGGGAGCUUUUUAUGUACUAAGACAGCUACUGUAUUUCAGUGAUAAAUGUGUGUUUCUGCUUGCCAAAGUAAGUUAUCUUUUACUCACCACGUGUAAGGUUGUGGUUUUUAGUAGAGCUGGACAGUCUCGCUCUGUUGUUGAGGACACUAAUGAUCCCAUCUCUGCUGAAUGCUCGUGUCACACCAUGUUUCUGCUCUGUAACAGUGAAGACGUGGCUUGCUUUUCUUCACGUGAGAAGUCUGUGCCGUGGGCUGGAGCCGUGUCUUCCUAAGACUGAAGCAAAAGCUUACUUUAGACAACUCCCUUGCUGUGCCAGGGCAAGGGGUGGUGACCUGCCGCGGGUCUCACGUGGCAAAGGGAUCUGGAUGUUACUUUUGACACUCACUGCUCCCUGCGCUGUGCAGGGGGAACUCCCGUGCUGUGGCAAUACACGAUCAUUUAGAGACAAGCGAAGCUCCCCUGGGGGAGCAGACUCUCUCUCUCUCUCCACGGCUAAGCUGAGCACAGCAGUGCCCAAACCCCCCCUCUUAGAUUUCCCUCAACUCCCAUCUCGCCUAGAAUUUUUUUCCUCUCCUAUUCCUUUUGAUUGUAGGCUGUGUGCUAAAGAAACCCCAUGGCUGAGGAUGUCUCUGCAUUCCAGGAGUGUUUUGUUUACCGGCCAAACAGCAUCAGUUAUUGGAUGUAAGAUAUAAUUGUCUGACAAUGCACGUAAGGAGAUUUCUAUUAAACAUCUGUUCAUCGCUUCUGGAGGGAUUACUUGGAAAAGGUGCAUGAGUCUAUACAUUGGGUUGGGGUUUUUUUUCCUACCUUGUGUCCCUACUUGUGGAAGCAGAAUUUAGAAACGAUUCCCAUUUUUACUUAGUCUCAAUGGACCGUUCAACGCGUUACCCUCUAGGCCCUCUCUUUGUCUGGGGCGGAGCAGAUGUGCUGAGCACCUUUAGAGACAAGUUGAAGCAUAAGGUCACUCCAGGACAAGGUACUCCAGAAAAGCGUUUCAUUAGCAUGGUGCGGGGCAGGCACUACUUGAGCAGUCGUGUCCCCCUGUGCUGGCUGGUUCUGGUCGGUACUUGGGUCGUUCCCCCUCUCCCAGGCGGAGUCGGGCAGGGGGAGCGCACAAGUACUAAACCAAGCGGUACAACCUGUAAUUAAGCCUCUGCUGUGUUUAUGUGUUUCUUAAUUCGUUGUCUUUUCAAUGGCUGUAUUUUAAAACUUGGGUUUUUUUGUCUCUCCAAUUAAAAAGAGCCAGCCCUGGCUGUUAAAUGCUGUG
Phalacrocorax carbo (great cormorant) is the source of this 4325-nucleotide messenger RNA. The record is from RefSeq and is a predicted model, not a curated record. Lineage: Eukaryota; Metazoa; Chordata; Aves; Suliformes; Phalacrocoracidae.